GACAAGCAACACAUGUGUUGCAACUUGCAAGUCUUGUCCUUAAGGAUCGCAUCAGAACAUCCGAAAUAUACGUGUAAGAAUCUGAACGGAACAUUCGAAAACCUAAUCUUUUUCUGUUUCUCUAUCGAUCAUUCGAGAACCAAUCAUGUUCACACUCCUCGUACUAUCUUCUUCUUCACAACUCAACAUUCCAAAAACCUCUAAAAUCAAUGGCAGAGUUUCAUCUUCCUCCCGAGAUCGAAAACGAAGCAGAGCAAGAGAACGCUACUUUCAUCGACGACGAGUACCUCGACUACAUCCAUUACUUGGCAUCACGAAGCAGCCAUGAAACGGAGACGUUUGGUUCUUACGAUGAAAUCUUCGGCCAAGUGUUGGGGAAUUCAUCUUUCACGCGGCGGCCGGAAACGGCCGAGGAACUUCCGGUGGUGAACUUGACGGCUGAAGAGUUGACGGAGAGGGGUUUGGUGGUUUGUGCCAUCUGUAGAGAGAAGCUAGCUCCUAGUGAGAGACUCUCUGAGCUUCCUUGUCGGCAUUAUUACCACAAAGACUGUAUCUCGAGUUGGUUGACUAAUCGGAACACUUGUCCUCUUUGCCGUCACAAGGUAAGAAACUAGUUGGGCUUUCUUGAUUUUUGGCUGAAGUUAGCUGGUAAAAUCUGUAACUUACUCAGAAUAUAUUACAAGAAAGAUCGAGUGAAAUUGCUAUAUCCUACCUAUUCAAAUGAAUUUGUUAGACUAAUCAACUUUCAAAAUAUGGUUAACAAUAUUGUAGACAAAAAGAAAAAAAAAGAUCAAUGGCAACCAAAUCUUACGGGUAUUGUAAUGAAUAACAAAAUUUCCUAUUUAAGCAUUUUCUAUUUCAGCCUAAAUUAAGCCCAACUUUUGUUCUUUUGAUAUCAAUUGAGCCCAACUUUAGAAUAUACAUAUGGCAAUUAUGGAAUAAGUACCUCUUUUUGUUGUAUAAGCUGGUACAUUUAUUUGGGCUUUGCUAAAAUUAUCCUUCUAUUUGUUUCCCAAAUAGACUGCAAGUGAUGCAUUAGUUUAUGACUUAAUAUUUAGAUACAUAGUACUAGUUUCUCAACUUCGGUGCCACAAUAUGUAUAUUGAAUGUGAAACUUUCAUAAAUGCACUGCAAUCCGAGAAGAAUAUGAUUUAUGGAUCAUGGAUUGAUGCUGAGGAAAGCAACAAAGAGAAUUAAUGAAAAACAUAAAAGUAUAGAAGUAUGCGAUAUGUGGAUUUUGCGAAAAUAUAUCGGCUCAUUUUGUUCAACUCUGAAAAAUGUAUGACAUAAUUAUGUAAAGUAUGAAAGCAUGUGAUCGGUAUAUAUGACCUUUGCGUAAA
This is a messenger RNA of Brassica napus (rape), 1340 nucleotides long. Its product is annotated as E3 ubiquitin-protein ligase AIP2. Gene Ontology annotation, molecular function: zinc ion binding; ubiquitin protein ligase activity. Bases 210 to 614 code for a protein of 134 amino acids. Gene Ontology annotation, biological process: ubiquitin-dependent protein catabolic process. The transcript has a single exon. The record is from RefSeq and is a predicted model, not a curated record. NCBI's taxonomy places the organism in Eukaryota, Viridiplantae, Streptophyta, Magnoliopsida, Brassicales, Brassicaceae.